AUGAUUUCCACCGGUGUCGAAGUUUCUUCUGAACCACCGUUUGAAAUGCGUGACAUUUCCGAUGGUUUUAUGAAACGUUUGCCAGAAUGGUUACGAGAAGAGUUGAAACCGAUUGAUCAGAGAAAAGAUUCUGUCAUUAUCAAUAGUGCUCAUCGAUUUUGGAUUGAAGCAGGACAAAUCACCUACGAAUAUCACUUUGGCAAAAAGAAUAAUUUAAUCACCUACUAUCUCAGUGAUAAACCAAUGUGUGUCAAGAAACAAUUUAUGCAAUAUGACGAACAAGGAAAUUUAAUUGAUGAUUUGUCAAAACUAGAUGACGAUCAUUCUCCAGAAGCUCAAUUUAUUCAAAGAGUUAUUGAACUCGGCGUUUUAGUUUUAUUUAUUCGAUCUACAUUUGAAAAUAUUCAAAAAUAUCUUAAUAAUAUUCGAAUUAAAAUUGAUCCUGUGAAUGAUUAUUUGCAAAGAAUUCGAAACCAAAUAAGCUAUCCUUGUGCAACUGAUCAGGAAAUUGAUAAAAUUGUCAAUAGCGUCUUAAGUGAUCAAAAUAUCUCGUAUUCAGCAGUUUCAUAUGAGCAAAUGAACGAAUUAAAGACAAAAAUCCGAUCACAGUUGAUCGAAGCUGAUGAAACGAACUUGAACAAAAUAGUAGAAGCGAUUUGUGAAGCAUGUCGUGGAUCACACCACAUGGAUAUGUUAAAAGAUUGGUGUCAAAUUGGUUAA
Messenger RNA from Didymodactylos carnosus, 720 nucleotides. The record is from the annotation of a GenBank genome assembly. NCBI's taxonomy places the organism in Eukaryota, Metazoa, Rotifera, Eurotatoria, Philodinida, Philodinidae.